Xenopus laevis (African clawed frog) is the source of this 2322-nucleotide messenger RNA. It is a transcript of the gene gata4.S, whose product is annotated as GATA binding protein 4 S homeolog. The record is from RefSeq and is a predicted model, not a curated record. Gene Ontology annotation, molecular function: zinc ion binding; RNA polymerase II cis-regulatory region sequence-specific DNA binding; sequence-specific DNA binding. The coding region runs from base 959 to 2137 and encodes 392 amino acids. Gene Ontology annotation, cellular component: nucleus. NCBI's taxonomy places the organism in Eukaryota, Metazoa, Chordata, Amphibia, Anura, Pipidae. Gene Ontology annotation, biological process: regulation of transcription by RNA polymerase II; regulation of DNA-templated transcription; negative regulation of transcription by RNA polymerase II. The transcript is spliced from 7 exons.
UUGGCUGCUGUUUUUUUUUUCUUAAACAGGAAUGAAGUCUGGCGCCUGCUGAUGGUGCAACAGAUAUUAGACCCACGUGAUAGGGAAAAGGCAGUGAGUAGGAGGCAGAGAGUGAAUGAGACAGGCAGAGAAUGCAUGAGACAGACAGAGAAUGCAUGAGACAGACAGAGAAUGCAUGAGACAGACAGAGAGUGCAUGACUGAGACAGGCAGAGAGCGAAUGAGACAGGUAGAGAGUGCAUGAGGCAGGCAGAGAGUGAAUAAGACAGGUAGAGAGUGAAUGAGACAGGCAAAGAGUGCACGACUGAGACAGGCACAGAGUGAAUGAGACAGGCAGAGAGUGAAUGAGACAGGCAGAGAGUGCAUGAGACAGGCAGAGAGUGAAUGAGACAGGCAGAGAGUGCAUGAGACAGGCAGAGAGUGAAUGGGACAGGCAGAGAGUGAAUGAGACAGGCAGAGAGCGAAUGAGAGAGGCAGAGAGUGCAUGAGACAGGCAGAGAGUGCAUGAGACAGGCAGAGAGUGCAUGAGGCAGGCAGAGAGUAAAUGAGACAGGCAGAGAGUGAAUGAGACAGGCAGAGAGUGAAUGAGACAGGCAGAGAGUGAAUGAGACAGGACAUGAGCCUCCCUUCAUGUGAUUUGUGAUCCAGGUCCUUUGAACAGGACAGGAUUUAUUCAGCAGCCACAUCAUCCCCAGAUGACUGUAUCCUACCCAUGAAGGUGUGACCUAUAAAUGUCCCAGAGGAGAGGAGGGCGCUUCUCACAGUAAACUUGGGAAGAGAAGAUGAGGGAUGUGACCUUCUGAUUUGCUGAUUGUCUCUAGAUUUAUCUCAGGCCUGGCUUCCAUGAGAUUGGGGAUACAACGUGAGAUAUCUGCCUGGUGGUGUUAUUUCUCUUGAGGAACAUUCUAUACACACACACACAGACUGUGGAUUUUGUGGAUUGAGUUGCCAGGAUCAGGAUGUAUCAGAGUAUAGCUAUGGCCACUAACCAUGGUCCCUCUGGCUAUGAGGGGACUGGGAGCUUCAUGCACAGUGCUACUGCUGCUACCUCACCUGUCUAUGUGCCCACCACCAGGGUCUCCUCCAUGAUCCACAGCCUACCUUACCUCCAAACCAGCGGCUCAUCUCAACAAGGAAGCCCAGUUUCUGGCCACAACAUGUGGGCACAAGCCGGAGUGGAAUCUUCUGCCUACAACCCAGGAACUUCUCAUCCCCCAGUGUCUCCCAGAUUCACUUUCUCCUCCAGCCCCCCUAUCACAGCACCCUCCAGCAGAGAGGUCUCCUACAGUAGCCCCCUAGGCAUCUCAGCUAAUGGGAGAGAGCAGUACAGCAGGGGGCUGUGUGCCACCUAUGCAAGCCCUUACCCAGCCUAUAUGAGUCCAGACAUGGGUGCUGCCUGGACUGCUUCUCCCUUCGACAGCUCCAUGCUCCACAACCUCCAGAACAGAGCAGUGACGUCAAGGCACCCAAACAUAGAGUUUUUUGACGAUUUUUCCGAGGGCCGAGAAUGUGUCAACUGUGGAGCAAUGUCAACCCCACUUUGGAGGCGGGAUGGAACAGGCCACUAUCUAUGCAAUGCUUGCGGAUUGUACCAUAAGAUGAAUGGGAUCAACCGUCCUCUGAUCAAGCCCCAAAGGCGACUGUCUGCGUCUCGCCGGGUGGGUCUAUCCUGUGCCAACUGUCAUACAACCACUACUACACUCUGGCGUCGUAAUGCUGAGGGGGAACCUGUAUGCAAUGCGUGUGGCCUUUACAUGAAGCUACACGGGGUCCCUCGGCCACUAGCAAUGAAAAAGGAAGGGAUCCAGACACGAAAGCGCAAACCCAAGAACCUCAGCAAGUCUAAAACACUAACAGGCCAAAGUGGCAGUGACAGCCUCACUCCUUCCACCAGCUCCACAAACUCCAUGGGAGAGGAAAUGCGUCCAAUAAAGAUUGAGCCAGGACUGUCCCCUCCAUAUGACCACUCAAAUUCGCUAUCUCAGGCAUCUGCAUUAUCUACAAUCACAAGCCAUGGAUCAUCAUAUUACCCAAUGCCAAGCUUAAAACUCUCGCCACAGAAUCACCACUCUACAUUCAACCCAUCUCCACAAGCCAACUCCAAACAUGACUCCUGGAACAACCUGGUCUUAGCUUAAAGCACAUGCCAACCACCGACCUCCGGACAUUCACUGUACUGAUUACUUAUGGUUGGUUACAAUGAUACAACUCAUCGUUGAACAUGUGUAAUUAAAGAAACCAAAGACUCGAACGUUUAAAAAAAAAAGUAAUAAAAAAGACUUUUUUUAAAAAAAAAAAGAAGUAAUUUAAGAUUUUGCUGUAA